Molecule: messenger RNA, 1167 nt
Organism: Colletotrichum karsti
Lineage: Eukaryota; Fungi; Ascomycota; Sordariomycetes; Glomerellales; Glomerellaceae
Product: fasciclin domain-containing protein
Exons: 3
Coding region: 1-1167 (388 amino acids)
Biological process (GO): macroautophagy
Cellular component (GO): fungal-type vacuole membrane
Source: RefSeq, a predicted model, not a curated record
AUGCAAAUCAAGAACAUCCUUCCCCUGGCUUUGGCCGGUGCUGCUGCGGCGCAACAGUCGAACCUCACCCAGGUCCUGGCUUCUCAGAACUCGAGCUUGUCCAGCCUGAUCCAGCUUUUGGGCACACAACCCACCCUCGUCCAGGCUCUGUCUGGAGCCCAAAACAUCACCAUCCUCGCCCCCAACAACGAGGCCAUCGAUGCCCUUCUCAAGUCUCCCGAGGGUCAGGCUGCUUCUACUGACCCGGGUCUGGUCGCCGCCAUCCUGUCCUACCACGUCCUGAACGGCACGUACUACGCCUCGGCCUUCAACGACCAGCCGCAGUUCAUCCCUACCCUCCUCCAGAACCAGACCUACGCGAACAUCACUGGUGGACAGCGUGUUCAAGGCCAGACAGCCGGUGGAAACGUCACUUUCUACUCGGCUCUGCGGGCGAACUCUACUGUGGUCCAGGGCAACCUGAACUUCACCGGCGGAACGAUUCACAUCAUCAACAAGGUCCUGUCCGUGCCCGCGGGCGUCGCUACCACUCUUCAGCAGGCGAACUUGACUGCGGCUGUAGGUGCCAUCACCAAGGCCAACGUCGGACCCGCAUUGGCUUCUUCUCCCGACCUCACCUACUUCAUUCCCAACAACGAGGCUUUCCGCGCCAUUGGCAGCUUGGCUGGUGGUCUUAACGAGACAACUCUUCAGAGCAUCCUGUCCUACCACGUUGUCAGCGGUGCUGUUCUCUACAGCCCCCAGAUCACCAACACUUCUCUGACCACGCUUGGUGGUGGUAACGUCACCGUCCGUGUUGUCGACGGUUCCGUCUUCGUCAACGACGCCAAGGUCGUCGUGCCCAACGUCCUGGCUGCUAAUGGUGUUGUCCACGUUAUUGACAACGUCUUGAACCCUGCCAACGCCACUGCUCAACCCGAUGUUACGGCUUCCACUCGCCCUCCCGCCUACACCGAAGCUAGCACUGCUACCGACGGCAGCAACCCCUUCACCAGCGGUGUUCAGGCUCCCACUUCCACUCCUCCCGUCGCCACUGAGAGCAACCCUGCCAACGGCGGCGGCGGCGUUCAGUCUACCUCCAGCAGCCAGCAGGCCGCUCCCAUGAGGACCGCGGCUGUCGGUGCGGCUGCCCUCUUCGGUGGUAUGGCUGCGUACGCCAAUAUGUAA